AUGGCCAUGGCCAUGACUGGCAUGAUGUAUGCCUCGAGAAUAUUCUGGGCCGGACCAACCUACGGAUGGGCGGCAACCGCGGCGUCCAGGUGGACGGCCGGAUUGUCAAGCCCACAUGGCGGACGGGUGGAUAGACUGGUCUUUGAUUCCAUGCCAGAUCAGAUCCUAGCAUCCUGGAAUUCCUUGCUGGCAAGCAUGGCAUCUUGUUCCUCUUUCGAUGACACAAAGAGGGUGUUUGAUUCCAUGAAGAGAAGGAAUCUUUUCUCUUGGACAGUGAUGCUAACGGGAUAUGCCCGAACUGGGGAUCUGGAGGGCAUGAACGCUUUGUUUGGUGCUAUGCCCGAGAGGAAUCUCAUGUCAUGGACGGUCGCAAUUAGUGGGUUUGGUUCCAACGGCAAGAUCCAGCAUGCAAAGAGUCUGUUCGACUCAAUGCUAGAGUGGAAUCUCGUUGCCAUGAAUGCGAUGCUCGCGGCAUUUGUCCAGGAAGGCUAUCUCCAAGAGGCCAAAUCCUUUUUCGAUCGGAUGCCUGAGACAAAUCUAAUUUCCUCGACAACGUUGCUGCGAGCUUACGCUCAGGAAUCACAAAUCCUCGAGGCAAACCGCUUGUUUGAUUCAAUGCUGGAGAAGAAUCUCGUCACCUGGACGACGAUGGUAGCCGCAUUUGGCCAGGAUCCUCUUCUUCUGGGUGAAACAAGAGAUCUCUUUGAUCGGAUGCCAGAGCACAACAUUGUGUCAUGGACAGUGAUGCUGACGUCAUACGGUCGCGCUGGCCACGUCACCCAAGCACAGGGCAUCUUUCAUGAAAUGCCUGGACGAGACCUGACAGCGUGGAAUGCCAUGCUGGCAGCAUUCGCCCAAGAUGGGCAAAUCUUACACGUAAUUAACUUGUUUGGGAAAAUGCCUGUGCAUGACGUAGGAUCCAUGUCAGUCAUGGUAGACACUCUGGCACGGUGUGGGAAGCUUGAGGAAGCAAAGGAAAUAUUUGAUCAGGUCCGCAGCUGGUGCAUCUCCUCUUGGACGUCGAUGAUCUUUGCAUAUACCUCGUUCGGGUAUUUUGAAGAAGCAGAGGCUUUAUUUUAUACAAUGCCCGAAGUAGAUACCAUAGCCCAAAACGCAUUUAUUUCAUCUUUAGCACUUAAUCGUAAACUUGCUAGUGCAGUUGGUGUUUUUCACAGGGCUAACCAGAGAGACGUAACAACUUGGAACAUAGUUCUUUCUGCAUUUGCCCGCGAUGGUCAUCUGCAAGAAGCGGAAAAAGUCUUCCGAUCGAUGCCGGAGCGCGAUUUCGUGAGCUGGAAUUCAGUGCUGGCGGCAUUUGCGGGGCAAGGCAAGCCAGCCCAAGCGAUCGGAUUCUUCUUCGAGCUUCAGCAGCAGUGGAUCCCCAGCGCAAUCAGCGUUGCUUGCUUCUUGGUUGCCUGCGGCCGGGCGGGGAACUGCGUACUGGGCAUCUCUUGCUUCAGAUCCAUGGCAUGGGACUUCGGAUUGGAGGCAACCAAGCAGCACUACAGCUGCGUGAUCGAUCUCCUGUGCCGGGCAGUCGUUUUGGCGAAUGCCCAAGCCGUGAUUGCUGAAAUGCCCAGCGUUCCUGAUCUUGUAGAUUGGCAUUGCAUGCUCGCGUUUUGUUCCAGUGACAAAAACGUUGAGCAAGGAAGAGUGUGUGCCAUGUCUGUUCUUGAGAUGGAACCAAACAACGCUGCUGCUUACGUCUCGUUGUCACAAACAUUGAUCUAA
Messenger RNA from Selaginella moellendorffii, 1731 nucleotides. Its product is annotated as pentatricopeptide repeat-containing protein At4g02750-like. The record is from RefSeq and is a predicted model, not a curated record. The transcript has 2 exons. Gene Ontology annotation, molecular function: protein binding. Bases 1 to 1731 code for a protein of 576 amino acids. Lineage: Eukaryota; Viridiplantae; Streptophyta; Lycopodiopsida; Selaginellales; Selaginellaceae.